AUGAGUACUGAGUGGCCACCUCAGGGUUCCCUGGGGUUACACCCCGCCGAGGGGCCCUCCAUGAGCCCCCAGGCAACUGCUACGCAGUGCGGGGGGGGGCCCCAGAAGGCCCCUCCGGCCCCUUCUCCUGAUUCGCUUUGGCGUCCGCGGCAGGAGGGUCCUUUCGAGGGGGGCUUCUCAUGGGGGGCCCCCGUGGGGGUCCCACCGUUUAAGGGGGCCCCCGAAGGGGCCCCCUGGGGCUACGGGGCCCCCAAGGGCCCCCGCAGCCUCAGCAGCUUUAGCCCGAGCGAAGAGGAUGCGGUGUGCGAGUCUACGGCACCCUCAGAGGGUUUCUGGCCGAGCCCAGCAUCUCCGGUUCUGUCGGGGGCCCCCAUGUGGGGCCCCCAGCCAGCAGCAGCAACAACAGCAGCAACAGCUGGUGCUGCAGCCGGUGCUGCUCCUGCUGCGGGAAGUACUGUAGUGGAGGUGCAUCAUCUGUCGCCAAGUCCUUCGUUUGAAUCCCAUGAGAAGGAAUCAGAAGCUGGAGAGAGCCUGUUGCUGCCGGCACCUGCUGCUGCUGCUGCUCAUGAGCCAAGCAGCCGCAGCAGCAGCAGCAGCAGCAGCAGCAGCAUGAACAGUGGCGUGUCUCCUUUGGUGCAUUUUCUGAGGUCGUCGAAGGCCCUUAAGCUGUCGUUGACCCGCACGAUGGAGAUGCAGCAGCAGACGCUGCAGCUGCUGCUGCUGCACCCGCAUAUUGCGCCCCCGGAUGUAGAGGCCCCUUGCUGCUGGUGUUCAGCAGCAGCAGCAAACCCGCAGCAGCACGAGCAACAGCAGCAGAGCGGGUGCGUGGUGUUGCUGCAGAUUGAGAUGCUGCAGCAGCUGCUGCACCAGGCAAGCUCACAGCUGCAGCAGCGGCAGGAGGAGUUGCUAGCAGCAGAAAAUGAGCUGCAGCAACAGCAACAGCAGGAAGAGCAGCAGCAGGACAGAUUGUCUAUGUUGCUGCCACAUUGGCAGCAGCAGCAGCAGCAGCAGCAACUCGCAGCAGCAGCAGCAGAACUCCGCAUCCGCCGCAGUGUUCUCAAGCAUCAGUGCACAGACUUCCAGGAGGCGCUGCUGCUGCAGCAGCAACUGCAGCAGGAAGCAAAUGCCCGCUGGCUCCUAGAAGCAGCAGACCAAAUACGAAGCUGUGCAGCAGCAGAGCAGCUCAGCGGCAUAUUGGGCCCAUUCUCCCCAUCCCCCUGGACGGGCCAGAUUGCCACUGGCCUCGUGGGCAAUCAGCUGGCUGAAAAAAGAAGCAAACUGCUGAAGCUGGAAGAGAAGCUAAGGGAGCUGCAGCAGCUGGCAACGUUGAUGCAGCAGCAGCAGCAGAAGCGACAGCAACAGCAGCAGCAGCUUGCUGCUGUCACCACGCAGACGGAGAAACUGACGGCUGCAGCCUGCACGGAUUUGCUGCUCGCCCACAAGUACCGCAAGCAGUCAAUUAAACCAGAUGCAGCAGCAGAAGCUGCAGCAGCAACAACACUAGCAGCAGUAGCUGCAGCAGCAACAGCUGCACCAACAGGGAUCUGCUGCUUAUAUAUAUGCUGCGGUUCGCUCGCUGCUGUCGCUGGCAAAUUAAAGCAACAACAGAAGCAGAAGCAACAGCAGCAGCAGCAGCAGCAGCAGCACAAACUGCGAGUGCAGCAGCAGGUGCAGCAGUGUAGUGGCAGCAACAACAAGGAGAACUGUAUCAGCAGCAGCAGCAAGUGGAGCUGCAGCAUAGGCAAACCCAAGGGCGGCAGCAGCAGCAGUAGCAGCAGCAAGUGUAGCUGCAGCAGCGGAAAGUGCAGCAUCAGCAGCAACGACAGCAGCAGCAAGUGCAGCAGCAGCAGCAGCAGCAGCAAUGAUGUUCUGCUUUUGGUUGCUAUCCCCUUGGGGGUUGCGGCGGCGUUUACCUUCGAUUCGUUGGGCCGCCGUUUGGUGUACAGAGUUUAA
Molecule: messenger RNA, 1953 nt
Organism: Eimeria mitis
Lineage: Eukaryota; Apicomplexa; Conoidasida; Eucoccidiorida; Eimeriidae
Exons: 6
Coding region: 1-1953 (650 amino acids)
Biological process (GO): regulation of transcription by RNA polymerase II
Cellular component (GO): SWI/SNF complex; nucleus
Molecular function (GO): transcription coregulator activity
Source: RefSeq, a predicted model, not a curated record